AUGGAACGUCCUUGCGACGCUUCGCCAGCAGGCCCAUGGCUUCGCCCAAUGCGCAAGCUGUUGGAGGCAAGAGCAGAUCCGAAUGCAGCUGACCUUUCUGGUGAGCCGCCGCUGAUCGAAGCUGCCUGCUAUGGUGAUCUCGAGGUGUGCCAGCUGUUGUUGGAGGGUCGUGCAGACGCUGCCCAUGAAAGCACAGUGGGCGUAACAGCGCUCGGCCUGGCAGAAUGCGAAGGCCACAGAGAGGUUGCUGAGCUUCUCACCCAGCACUUGCAAUCCACGGGCAAAGAGGACUUUGCAAGCAAGGCUGCUGAAGCGAUCGUGCAAGCUGCUGCGGCAAAUCAGCUGAAGAAGGAAGACCUCUGCCAAGGUGACGGCGAGCAGAGCUUCGAUCAGAAUGUCCCAUCUUCUCCAAGUGCACGACCUUCUGAGGCGGGUGCUGCUACAGACAGAUCUGAGCAGAUCACUGCGAGUCCACCCACGGACCUUGGCGCAGCAGAAGCUGGGCCCUGCUACCGAGAGGCGGCAGAGGAUCAGCUGAAGAAGGAAGACCUAUGCCAAGGUGACGGCGAGCAGAGCUUCGAUCAGAAUGUCCCAUCUUCUCCAAGUGCACGACCUUCUGAGGCGGGUGCUGCUACAGACAGAUCUGAGCAGAUCACUGCGAGUCCACCCACGGACCUUGGCGCAGCAGAAGCUGGGCCCUGCUACCGAGAGGCGGCAGAGGAUCAGCUGAAGAAGGAAGACCUAUGCCAAGGUGACGGCGAGCAGAGCUUCGAUCAGAAUGUCCCAUCUUCUCCAAGUGCACGACCUUCUGAGGCGGGUGCUGCUACGGACAGAUCUGUGCAGAUCACUGUGAGUCCAUCCACAGAUCUUGUGCCGGCAGAAGCGGGGCCGGUGCUUAAGAAGGAGGUGCCUCGGGGACGCACGCCACAGGACAGGUCGACGCCGCCAUCACAGACUCGGUCUGGCAACACAUCUUUCACACCCACGCUUGCAUCGUCCCCUGUGAUCAAGAGCGCAUCGUCGGCGUAUUCAUCCGCUCAUUCAACGCAGAAGUCAACCGAUCCAGCUACAUCUCGGCACACAAGCGCUGCUGCUCAGCCAACUCGUUUGCCACCUCGACCCAACACAGCCACGAAGACACACGAGCCAUUCUUCGUCAAUUCCCGCUACACCUCUACAAGCAAGCCACAUGCAAAGGCAAAGACACAAGCACAAUCCCAGCCAAAGCGCAGACCACCAACUCCAGAGUCAAGCGAUGGCGAGAAUCAGGAGAACGUUGGACCUCGGAUUCGAAAGGCAAUGGAACCUUUCCCGAGCUACAGCGGCGAGAUGCCACCUCCCGAGGCCGAGUCGACAUGGUCCGACCAGGAACUGUACAACUACUUCUUCUCCAGUGGCUUCAUCAAGCCGAAAAAGAAAGCCAGCAAGCCGAAGCCGACUCCGCAGCAGAUGGAGCAGUACUUUCGCACAUUGAACCUCAGGCCUGGAGCCAAAGCAGCGGCGGUAAAGAAAGCCUAUCGACAGCUUGCGCUGCGUUUCCACCCAGACAAGAACCAAGACAGCACCGAAGCAAAGUUGAAAUUUCAAGAGAUCACAGAGGCUUAUGCUGAGGUGUGCAGAGUAUUAGAUGGGAAAGGGAUGAACGAGCAAAAAAGGAUCGGCGAAGUUGCUGCAUCAUCUCUACGAUGCCUGCAAAUGCACAGCUUGUUUUGGUUGAAGAGGGAUGAGACAACUUGA
Molecule: messenger RNA, 1737 nt
Organism: Symbiodinium sp. CCMP2592
Lineage: Eukaryota; Dinophyceae; Suessiales; Symbiodiniaceae
Source: the annotation of a GenBank genome assembly